Messenger RNA from Spea bombifrons (plains spadefoot toad), 2619 nucleotides. It is a transcript of the gene NUP93, whose product is annotated as nucleoporin 93. The transcript has 22 exons. Bases 55 to 2517 code for a protein of 820 amino acids. The record is from RefSeq and is a predicted model, not a curated record. Gene Ontology annotation, biological process: protein import into nucleus; poly(A)+ mRNA export from nucleus. NCBI's taxonomy places the organism in Eukaryota, Metazoa, Chordata, Amphibia, Anura, Pelobatidae. Gene Ontology annotation, molecular function: structural constituent of nuclear pore. Gene Ontology annotation, cellular component: nuclear pore.
CGAGAGGGGCCUGAGAGCGCGAGGAUAACAGCGGAGGUGAGAUCUUCUCCGACCAUGGAUAUUGAAGGAUUUGGAGAGCUCCUGCAGCAGGCAGAGCAGUUGGCUGCUGAGACUGAGGGUGUUACAGAGCUGCCCCAUGUCGAAAGGAAUCUGCAAGAGAUCCAGCAGGCUGGAGAAAGGCUGCGCUCCAGGACUAUGACCCGCACCUCACAAGAGUCGGCUAAUGUUAAAGCAUCUGUUCUUCUGGGGUCCAGAGGUCUGGACAUUUCUCACAUCUCUCAAAGACUAGAGAGCCUUAGUGCAGCAACAACAUUUGAGCCCCUUGAGCCAGUAAAAGACACUGACAUCCAGGGGUUCCUAAAGAAUGAAAAGGACAAUGCACUUUUGUCUGCAAUUGAAGAAUCGAGAAAGAGGACGUUUGCAAUGGCAGAAGAGUACCGCAGAGAGUCCAUGCUUGUUGAAUGGGAACACGUAAAGCAGAAGAUCCUCCACACUCUACUUGCCUCGGGGGAGGAUGCUCUGGACUUCACACAGGAGAGUGAGACCAGUUAUGUCAGUGAAUCCGUUGCAGCCGGACGCAGCUCUUUAGAUAACGUGGAAAUGGCAUAUGCCCGACAGAUUUAUGUGUACAAUGAGAAGGUGGUGAGUGGUCACCUACAGCCCAGCCUUGUGGACCUGUGCACGACGGUUGCAGAGAGAUUGGAUGACAAGAAUGUGUCUGAUUUAUGGACUAUGGUAAAACAUAUGACUGAUGUCCUUUUGGUGCCAGCAGCUGACCCUCUGAAAAGUCGUUGUAGUGUACCAAUGCAGAUGGCAUUUGUGCGGCAAGCAUUAAACUACCUGGAAGAGAGCUAUAAAAACUACACACUGAUGAGCGUGUUUGCUAACCUACAGCAGGCUCAGCUAGGUGGCAUCCCUGGAACCUUCAACCUUGUGCGGAGUUUCCUAAAUAUCAGAUUGCCAUCCCCAAUACCUGGACUGCAGGAUGGGGAAGUUGAUGGGUAUCCAGUGUGGGCACUGAUUUACUACUGCAUGCGCUGUGGUGACCUAAUGGCGGCCCUACAUGUAGUGAACAAAGCGCAGCAUCAGCUGGGAGAGUUCAAGAACUGGUUUCAGGAAUACGUUCACAGUGAGGACAGAGGGUUAUCUCCAGCAUUUGAGAGCAAGCUCCGGCUUCAUUACAGAAGAGCUGUGAGAUCUAGUACUGAUCCGUACAAGAGAGCUGUGUAUUGUAUCAUUGGCCGGUGUGAUGUGACAGAUAACCACUGCGAGGUGGCUGACAAAACAGAGGACUACUUGUGGCUAAAAUUGAGUCAGGUGUGUUUUGAAGGAGAUGCGAACAGUUCCCCCCAGGACAAACUGACACUUCCACAGUUUCAGAAGCAGCUGUUUGAAGAUUAUGGGGAGUCUCAUUUUGCAGUUAAUCAGCAACCAUUCCUCUACUUCCAAGUACUUUUCCUCACCGCUCAAUUUGAAGCCGCGAUUGCCUUCCUGUUCCGCCUAGAACGUGCACGUUGUCACGCUGUACAUGUGGCACUUGCCCUUUUUGAUUUGAAAUUGCUGCUAAAAUCAUCAGGACAGAGUGCACAACUGUUGAGUCAGGAGCCUGGGGACCCACCAGGUAUCCGUCGUUUGAACUUUGUGCGUCUUCUGAUGCUAUAUACACGGAAGUUUGAGCCCACAGACCCCAGAGAAGCACUGCAGUAUUUUUACUUCCUCAGGAAUGAAAAAGAUAGUCAGGGAGAAAACAUGUUCAUGAGAUGUGUCAGCGAGCUGGUGAUUGAAAGCAGAGAGUUUGACAUGCUCUUGGGGAAACUGGAGAAAGAUGGGAGCCGAAAGCUUGGAGCUAUUGAUAAGUUCACAAAGGAUACAAAGCCAAUCAUUAAUCACGUGGCAUCCGUGGCAGAAAACAAGGGGCUGUUUGAGGAAGCCGCUAAACUCUAUGAUUUGGCAAAGAAUCCAGACAAAGUUUUGGAACUGACCAAUAAGUUACUGAGCCCUGUUGUAUCUCAUGCGAAUACUCCACAGUCUAACAGGGACAGGCUGAAGAACAUGGCUCUUUCUAUUGCAGAGAGAUAUAGAAAACAGGGUAUCGGUGCAGAAAAAUCUAUAAACUCCACAUUCUACCUGCUGCUGGACCUCAUCACGUUUUUUGAUGAGUACCAUGCUGGCCAUGUAGACCAAGCUUUCGAUGUAAUUGAAAAGCUGAAGCUGGUGCCUCUGAGCCAGGACAGUGUAGGAGAACGAGUAGCCGCUUUCAAGAAUUUCAGUGACGAGAUCAGACAUAACUUGUCUGAAGUUCUUCUAGCAACAAUGAACAUCUUGUUUACUCAGUACAAGAGGUUGAAGGGCAGUGGGCCCUCCACACUUGGUCGUCCUCAGAGAAUGCUGGAGGAUAAAGAUUCUGUCCUGCGCAGUCAGGCUCGCGCCCUCAUCACAUUCGCAGGGAUGAUUCCAUACAGGAUGUCUGGGGACACAAACGCUCGGCUCGUUCAGAUGGAAGUUCUUAUGAACUGACCCCUAGAUAACACCUUACCGUCUCCAUACCCGCACCCUCCAAAUAUUGUGUCCCAUAAUGGAAUUUGUUAUAGCGAAAUAAAUAAUCCGUUUCCAAAAUCA